Messenger RNA from Musca vetustissima, 1035 nucleotides. RefSeq lists its product as uncharacterized. Gene Ontology annotation, cellular component: lysosome. Lineage: Eukaryota; Metazoa; Arthropoda; Insecta; Diptera; Muscidae. The transcript has 2 exons. The record is from RefSeq and is a predicted model, not a curated record. Bases 1 to 1035 code for a protein of 344 amino acids. Gene Ontology annotation, molecular function: cysteine-type endopeptidase activity.
AUGAAUAACAUUUUGAGUCUUGCAGUUGUCAUCUUGGUAUUGGCCACUUUGAAUGGUACCGGAGCCAUUAAUCAUGUACCGGCACAGGAGUGGACAGAUUAUAAGGACCUUUUCCAAAAGCAGUAUCCCACCGCCGCUGCCGAGGCCUUGGCCCAAUAUUAUUAUGCCUACAAUAAACGAAUGAUCGAUAAUCACAAUAAUCUGUUCGAACGUGGCCAGAGAACCUUUAAACUGAAAAUAAAUCAAUUCACCGAUAUGCGUUUGAUACAAUUCAAUGCCUUGUUCCCCACGGUGACACCACCCACAGUGUCGAAUGCCAAACCUGGACCCGAUACCAUUGAAGCCCCCGUCUCAUAUAACCCCUCAAAGAAUUUCGGUUUUAUGUUCAAUGUGGAAAAUCAGGGCACAAAAUGCAACAGCGGUUGGGCCUAUGCUGCCGUUAAGGCCAUCGAAAUUCUCCAAGCUCAACAAGACGGUGAUGUUAGUCCCCAACCUUUGUCCGCCCAAAAUAUUCUCGAUUGUGCUGGUGGAGCCAAGGGUUGCAAAAGUCAAUUACCCCAAACUGCCUUCGAUUAUUUGACUCAAUACGGCAUGGAUUUACUAACCGAAGGUGAAUACCCCAACAAUAACAAUCAAUCUGAACCGGGUAUGUGUGUACCACGCGGUACAAUUGUCACCAAUUUGGCACAAUAUUCUGUGAUCCCCGAUGGUGAUGAUGAUGCAUUGAGGCGUUAUGUUGCCGCCGGUUUCCCUGUUGUGGUCGAAUUCAAUCCAGCCUCUUUUGAAUUUAUGCAUUAUGGGGAGGGUAUCUACCAACCAUCGAAUAGCCGUACUCGUGGUUCUCAUUUUAUGGUUGUCAUUGGUUAUGACACAGAUGUCAAUACCGGGAUGGACUAUUGGAUUCUGCAGAAUUCUUUCGAUGCCAGCUGGGGUGAACAGGGCAUUUUACGUUUGCGCCGUGAUGCCACAAUUAAGCUGGCCAAAAAUGCCAUAUUCCCAUCGCAAUUGGGUCAGGCCCAGGUGGGACAAUAUUGA